Messenger RNA from Chenopodium quinoa (quinoa), 849 nucleotides. RefSeq names its product dirigent protein 21-like. NCBI's taxonomy places the organism in Eukaryota, Viridiplantae, Streptophyta, Magnoliopsida, Caryophyllales, Amaranthaceae. Bases 79 to 642 code for a protein of 187 amino acids. The record is from RefSeq and is a predicted model, not a curated record. The transcript has a single exon.
UAAUAAACCAAAUGCAACAUUAUUACAACUUACUUCCUAUGUACUAACCAAAAUUAAGCAUCAUUUGUUGUCCAAAAUAUGUCUAUUCCCACCAUUUCCUUCUUUUCUUUCCUACUAGUCUUGAGUUUCUUCAUACCACAAAAUUAUACAUUCUCAAAAUCCAUAACAAAAGAAGAAAUGGGUCUUAAAGAACAACAAAACUUAACGCAUCUACACUUUUACUUCCACGACUACGUCCAAGGGCCUAACCUGACCGCGCAACGUAUAGCCCAAGCCCCUAACACGGACAAAACCUCAAGUGGUUUUGGCGCGCUUGUUAUGAUCGAUGAUCCUUUGACCGAAGGGCCCGAAAAAGACUCGAAAAUCGUGGGGUACGCGCAAGGAAUGUACGGGUUUGCGGACCAAAAGCAACCGGGGCUAUUGAUGGUAAUGAACUUGGUGUUUAUAGAGGGUGAAUUUAAUGGAAGUACUCUAAGUGUGUUAGGAAGAAAUCAAGUGAUGAAUAAAGUACGAGAAAUGGGUGUUGUUGGUGGAAGUGGUGUGUUUAGGUUUGCAACAGGGUAUGCACAAGCUAAAACUAUUACAAUGUUGGAUAAAAGUGGUGCUAGUGUUGUUGAAUAUGAUGUUUAUGUUCAACACUAAUUAGUCCUUUGUUUUUUAGUUUGAUUGUUGUUAGUUAAAAUUUUGUUUUACUCAAGUGUUUGCAAACUUUAAUUAAUCUUUGAAUGUGGAAUAAUUUGAUCAUGUACGUUAUUCGGAUUUCAACUAUUGGUAAUUGAAUCUAGAGUGGAUGAUGUAAUGAAAUUUCAAGAUAAAUUGGGCAAAAAUCAACUUUGAGUUAAUUUUAUA